Messenger RNA from Strongyloides ratti, 549 nucleotides. Its product is annotated as Malignant T-cell-amplified sequence 1. The transcript has a single exon. The record is from RefSeq and is a predicted model, not a curated record. Gene Ontology annotation, molecular function: RNA binding. Gene Ontology annotation, biological process: formation of translation preinitiation complex. Lineage: Eukaryota; Metazoa; Nematoda; Chromadorea; Rhabditida; Strongyloididae. The coding region runs from base 1 to 549 and encodes 182 amino acids.
AUGUUUAAGAAAUUUGUUCCCUCUGAAGAUGUAACUGGCAGUCAGCAGUUGAAAAAUUCUGUCCAAAAAGGUAUUAAAGCAAAAAUCAUUGACGCUAUGCCAGAAGUUGAAAAAAUUGUUGAUGAUAUAUUUCCAAAAAAAGAAAAUUUUAAAUUAGUAAAAUUGAAGGAUCAUGUUGAAUUGAUUGUUGGUCAUACAGGAGAUGUGCUGUUUAUCAAACAUAGAGAUUAUAAUUAUAUUCCAACAUUACGUCUCCUCCACAAAUAUCCUUUCAUUCUUCCUCAUCAACAAGUUGAUAAAGGAGCCAUUAAGUUUAUUUUAAAUGGAUCAAAUAUUAUGUGUCCAGGCUUAACUAGUCCAGGAGGUAAAAUAACAGAAGGUUUAGAUAAAGGAACUAUUACUGCUAUUAUGGCUGAAGGAAAGGAACAUGCAUUAGCUAUUGGAUGUAUGAAGAUGAGUUCAGAAGAAAUAGUAAAGAAAAAUAAUGAUAUUGGCAUUGAUACAAUUCAUUACCUUAACGAUGGUUUGUGGAAAUUAGUUACAGCCUAA